This is a messenger RNA of Anthonomus grandis grandis, 4078 nucleotides long. RefSeq names its product piggyBac transposable element-derived protein 4-like. Bases 332 to 2110 code for a protein of 592 amino acids. The transcript is spliced from 2 exons. The record is from RefSeq and is a predicted model, not a curated record. NCBI's taxonomy places the organism in Eukaryota, Metazoa, Arthropoda, Insecta, Coleoptera, Curculionidae.
UGUUUUUGGCGAAUGCACCAGUUUACAGGUUUAUUAUUUUCAUUGAUUGGUAAGCAAUUGCAUAAUUUAAUUACAUAUACAUAUAGACUUAAUGUACUAAUAAGACUAGGUAUAGUAAGUGUAAUAGGCCUAAAUACAUUAAAACAAUUUAAAAUGUCAAGUUGGUUGCGUACACGUAGAUGGAUGUGUAUGAGACGAUUGUCGUAAAGAAUAAUAUGCAACAAUGGUAAUUUUUGAGGUUAGAACGAAAAACGUGUUCGCGUUACAUUUCUUACGAUCGAAGUAGCUUAUAAAAGUUUUGUGUUGGUGUAAUAUUGACUAAAAACGUAAGAUGGCCAGUUUUGAAAAUAAGCAACGUCUAAAAAUACUAAUGGAUCAAAUUCUUUCGGAGGAAGAAAGUGAGCCAUAUGAAGGUUCUUCCGAUGAUAACGAAUCUAGUGAAGAUACCAGUUUAUCAUCUUAUAGUAAAGAAUCUCCUAUUAUUAAAAGAAGAAAAAAAACUUGUUCACCAGUUGGUAGUGCAAUCAAAUCUGAAAAUAGUCCAUCUACUUCCACCGGCCAUUUUACUUAUAAUUCGUCAGACGCAAAAGACUUGUUAAAAACAACUAAUUUGAAAUGUCAUAAAAAUCAAAUUGAAGAAGUACACAAUCGACAAGAACUUUUAUUUGAUACAACAAAUGAAUCUUUCAUACAAGAAAUGAAAAUCGAAAAUGUGAUUAAAAAUUUUUGGUUGGACAGUAGCUCAUCCGAAGACAAUGAUGAUCAUUUACCUCUGAUCUGGAGACCUGUGUCUGGUGAAAACUUAAAAGAUAUAAAAUAUCACGUUAACAACGCUGGAAUACCAACUCACCUUUUUGACAACAUGACUGAAAAGAAACCUGUUGAUUUUUAUUUACUUUUUUUAACCGAAAAUAUAAUAGAUACGAUGGUAGAGGAAACGAACAGAUAUGCCAGUCAGAAAAAAGAGUCGGGUACCAGGUUACCUAAAUCCAGGCUCAACAAAUGGAAGGAAACUGACGCCGAAGAAAUGAAAAUAUUUAUCGGCCUUCAGCUCUGGAUGGGACUCUGUCAUCUACCACAUCUGUCCGAUUAUUGGUCUAGAAAAAAAAUAUAUUCUAAUCAUGUGGUGGAUAUAAUGUCUCGAAAUCGAUUUGAAGUUCUUUUGGCUAACUGGCAUUUCUGUGAUAAUAGUACGAGUGACCAAGCGAAUCACCUUUUUAAAAUAAACUCACUUACUGAUCGUCUUAGUGAGAACUUUAGACAGUAUUAUAAUCCGAAAGAAAAUACUUGUAUAAAUGAGACAUUGGUGUCGUUUUGUGGACGAGAGUACGUCAAAAAUAAAAAACAUAAAUUUGGAGUAAAACUUUACAAACUAUGUGCGGAAGGCUAUACCUAUGAUUUUAAGAUCUAUUGCGGCUCAGAAAGAAACUCAAACGAAAGUGUUGCAACGCAGAUCGUAAUGAGUCUAUGCAGCCCACUUCUUGAUAGUGGAAGGACGAUUUAUGUAGAUGAUUACUUCACGAGUGUUGAAUUGGCUCACAAGCUUCUUCAACGAAAUACACAUCUGGUAGGUAUAUUGAAAAAGAACAGAAGAAACAAUCCAAAGGAAGUCAUCAACAAAAAAUUAGAACGGGGAGAGAUUUUCAGCCGAGAAAGCAACACAGGAGUGAUUGUGAGCAAGUGGCAAGAAAAACAAGAAAUCUUGACUCUAUCAACAAAACACCUUGGAAAUUUAAUAAAAGUUAGUUCUGGCCGUAAUCCCGAAGCUGAAAAACCAGACGUUAUUGUCGAUUAUAAUAAAUGCAAAUCAUUUAUUGAUUUGUGUGAUGAAGUCAAAGCUUAUUCAACAUCUCUACGUCGGGGUAUCAAAUGGUACCGAAAAUUAGCAGUGGAACUGCUUUUAGGAUCAGCUGUAGUGAACGCGUAUUUACUAUAUAAAUCAGUAACGAGCAAAAAAAUAUCAAUUACUUGCUUUCGAGAAGAAUUAGUAGAGAGUCUCUUGAAAUUAAACGAGAAAGAGGAUGAAAAUAAACAUCAAACAAAGAAGCCAGAAAGGCACUUCCUUGAAGAUGUAGGUACUAAUAAUAGGGGCAGAUGUGUAUUAUGUUAGGGCCAACUUGUGAUAGAAAUGGGACGAAAAUUGGCCUCAUCAAAAGCUCCACGAUCAAGGUACAGAUGUCGUCAAUGCGAAAAACAUUACUGUGUUUUAUGUUUUACCAAUUUUCAUGAAUGUACAACGUCAUUUUAAGAUUAAAAUGAAAUAUUAGAAUUAACGACGUAUUUUUAGUUCAUAUUUUCUUAAGUAUAUUUUGCCUAUUUUAAAAUAAAAAAAUUGUUUUAUAAAAUGUUGUUAUUUACAAUACCCACAAAUAGACUAAACAAUUCUAGGUCUGUAAAAUACUUAUAUAAAAUAUAAUCAACAUGCUCACUGGCCGUGUCUUUCACUCCCACGUAAAAUUAUAUGUAGUUGCCAUGACGCAGGAACGGUACACAGUUUAAAUCGGUAUUUUGAGGUGUAACACGUAUAUGGGUCACGCGGCCCGUUGAACUCUCCGUGACGCAUCCGUACGUCAUACGGCGGUUAACGAAUUCAAUAUUAGUCGAGCAAAAUAAGGUGAAAGCUGAAAAACCGUCCAGACAACAUUAAAUUUUCUUUGAAACAUCAUAAUUCGUUUGCUAUACGUUCAUUACUUCUUUACAUAUAUUAUUGGUGGUGCAUUUAAUAAUUAUUACCUGAAUACGUAAACAUUUAACUUGAUAUAUCGAAUAAAUACAUUGAGUACAAUUGAGAAGAUGCUGGAAAUGGUUGUCUUAAAUUUCUUGACACAAGAACAGUCAGUGCAAAAUUUUACGCCGAACAUUUUCAAAUACACUAACAUUGAGAUAUUUACAAAUAUUCCGUCGUUAUUUUCCGUCGUAAAUCCAAUACUGGAGCAGGUUCAGUUUCGUACACUUUUUGCUUCAAAUAGCCCCAUAAAAAAAGUCUAGAGAUGUCAAAUCUGGCGAGUGAGCUGGCCAUUCCACAGGUCCUCGACGGUCAAUCCAACGACCGGGGAAAUUUUUAUCUAAAUAGUUCCGAACUUGUCGGAAGGAGGGUGGUGGAGCUCCAUCUUGCUGGAAUACAAUAUCCAUAUCGAAUUCAUUAGAAUUCGUUUCGACAGUCUCGGUGAUUAGAGGAUUAAUAGUAUUUUCCGAUAUCUAAAUGUAGUUCACCUGUUAAAUUUUCUUCGAUGAAUAAAGGCCCCACAAUAUGUAAUAGGUAAAGAUAUUGAAUUUAUAUUCUAGGGUUAUAAAGUACUCGUUAGGAGCUUGAAAUGAUGUGUCACAAGACCGCCCUCUCUAUUUAAUUUUUUUUCCAAGAUGACGCCCAGCAGUUAUCUUGAAAUUUUCAUCUGUCAAUUUUGCUUUAGAACAGUAUUCAUUCAUCAAUUACAUUAUCUCAAAUUUCAAUAUUUUGAAUUGAUACGUUCAAAAAAUAAAGAGCACAGUAUAUCUCUUUCCUCAAAAACUUUCUGAGCUAGAGACAUCUAUGUUAAUAAAACUUUAAAUUUACAUUUUUGAAACGCAUUACAACAUUUCCAUUUUUAUUCACUAGCAAACAUUAGUAAUAACUUAAAAGCCAAUUAUUAUCCCAAAUAUUCUAAUGUUAAUAGAUAUGAGUUCCUGAGGAGAGGUUUGAAAGUAAAACGUUCUUAUACUUCUCCUUUGUGAGUACGGGCCAUAUCAGCAAAAUAAAAUGCCACAUAAGAGCCUCGGUAAAAUCAAUUUUAGCUCUUCCUUCCAAGAAGGGCCUAGACGGAAAAAGAGAUUUAAUGUUUUUAGUAUAUUUAAGUUUUGUGUCUAUAAUCAAGCCGAGAUUCUUUGAACAGUGUUUAAAGAAAAUUUUAGAAUUGCCAAUGCUAAGUUUAAGUUAUUUCAGUUUUUUUACUGGUUUCUGCAAUAUCAUCUGCUUUAAAGGAGUAUAAUUUUUUUUUCGUCAGGAUAUAAAUGAUAGUCACAAUACUGAAGGAAGGCAGUUCUACUGUUAAAUUACUUACGAUUUACGGCAGAUCUACCAGAGAUAAAGCAAUAUUCGUUU